AAAUUAUUACAAAAAAACUGAAUAGAAUUUUAAAUGAUCAUGUAUUCCUGUACCCUUUAUUAAAAAUGUUUAAAACCAAUAUAUUUGCUCUGGCCGACUUCAGCAUAUAUACUCGAUAAAUUAUAAUCGAUACAAAAAACAACAUCAAAUCACAUUACUAAUUUGUUUGGCAAAAAUGUUGAUAUUUUUACGGAAGAGACGUUUUUAAAUUAAAUCCAAUUGUUAUAUUAACUUAAUGAAAUACGCGAACUACUCAAGAAUUGGAAAUGACGUCAACAAGUACAGAAAUCAACAAUCCAACGAAGUGUUUUUUGUGUCGACGGAAAAUCAUGUCAUCGCGGGAUCAAAAACUUCUCGAAAGCAGUAUAUGUCCAUCAUCGAAGAAAUCCUUCAAAGAUGUGUUGUCAUACUUAGCAAUGCAUGCAAAUACUGAACUACAUAUUUCACGAGGGGAGUACGUUUGUUCCAAAUGUCACUUGGAUGUAGUUGAUUACGAUACUUACCUUAUAAAAGCUCUCAAGAAGCAGCGAGCACUGCUCGGUUUAAUAGAAAAAGCUGCCAUGGAUAUUGACUCUGAUUUCGACAAUGAAUUCAAUUCAGAUAUGAGUGCUUUGGACGAGCUUACUGACGAUCAUUUUUUCGAUGAUGCGGAGAUAUCAGAUACCGAAAUAGCACAGACCAUAGAGGAUGCUAUGGGACAAAAGUCCGAAGACCCAUCUGCAAAUCUAGGUAGAAGAAAUCGUAAGAUGAAGUGUGAUUUCUGCGCAAUGCAGUUUCAUACUAAAUCUGGGUUAAAGAAACACAUAACAAAUGCUCAUAAAAAAUUUAGUUGUGAAAUAUGUAGCUACAGUCAUCGAAAUGAGGACUAUGUAAUGUUACACAUGAAUACACACGAUGGUCGAAAUGAAAACCAAUGUCGAUUUUGUGAAAAAGAAUUUUCUACAAAAAUUAGUACCAUUCGUCAUAUGGAAGUUCAUUACAAUUCCAAAAAGUACCAAUGUGAUAAGUGUGGACUUUGCUUCUCACAAACAACCGUACUGUACAAUCACAAAUUGCAACAUGAAGCUGAAGAACAACCACUUCAGUGUGAGGUAUGUUCACAAGUUUUCAAAACAAAGCGAACGUAUCGCCACCAUAUGAUUACACAUCGUGCAGAUCGCCCGCGUUACAAUUGUGAAUAUUGCCCGAAAACAUUUACUGAGAAAUAUACGCUUAAAGUUCACAAACGCACACAUCCAGAAGCGAUAGGAUCCAGCGAUGUUAAUCAAGGAAAAGAACAACUACAAAAUACACCGAAAGAAGCUGAGGUUCCAACGAAGUUACAAUCACAGGAAAUGAAAUUCAAUUGUAUAAUUUGCGAACAAAUAUUUACAGCAAAGGAUCACUUGAAUAAGCAUAUGGAAAAGGAACACGACGUUAUACUCAAGUCUUUGACAAUGAACAAUUUCUCUGAAUUUGAUGUGGUUGAUGAUGAAUCCAAGAAACCCUGCCAUAUAUGUGGGCAAUUGUUCAAUGCACAAGCGAACUUAGAUUACCACCUAAAAUAUGUACAUACAAGUACAUUUUAAAAAUAGAUGUUAGUAAACUUUAGUUGAUUAAGAAUAUUUUUAUAUUUUUAUUUAUAAAAUCAUGUAUCAUGUGUUUACUAUUAUAAAAAUAAAACAAAUCAAAAUUUACA
Molecule: messenger RNA, 1678 nt
Organism: Ceratitis capitata (Mediterranean fruit fly)
Lineage: Eukaryota; Metazoa; Arthropoda; Insecta; Diptera; Tephritidae
Product: serendipity locus protein delta
Exons: 1
Coding region: 267-1568 (433 amino acids)
Source: RefSeq, a predicted model, not a curated record